UGGGAUGCGUAGGCUACUCUCGGUGAGGAGGAGGAGGCACGCCAACUGUGAAAGCUUUGGUAUUCCUCGGCCACUUGGGUGUCUUUUGUCAUGUAGCCUAGCCUUAUUCCAAUCUCUACCGGUUCCGGUUUAAAGGUUUUUGUUAGUCAUUGCUGAUAUCCAUUCUUCUUUUCUGACCAAUCUGUGUAUAUUUUUUGACGCGUCUUCCCAAUGAUUUGGUGAUAUAGGGUAUUCAUUUUGACAGAAGGAGUUUAUAAGGCUACUUUAAUGCAGCCUAUUAUUUACCAUUUCUUGGCGGAGGCUAAGUUAUAUGAAAACGGGAUGGGACCGACCGUGAUUUCAAGUUUUGUAUAGGUUAACAAAACCACUUGGAUUACCCUGAAUCUGUAACUGGAGUUCGGCUGUGUCGACAACGUAUGUAGCCUAACCUCAAAUAAAGGAAAUUGUUUUUUCCGAAAGGCUUGACUAUGGGUUGUGUCAAGAGCAAAGAGGACAAGGGCCCUGGGACGAAGUACCGGCCCGCUGACUCGAACUCCACCACUCUGAGCCCACACAUGGGCCACUACGGCCCUGACCCCACGCAGAUGGGCCAGUCGCCGGCCCUCAAGGGCCCCGUCAACAGCUACAACAGUCACCCCAAUGUCCUCACCCCCUUCGGAGGCUCCUCCAUGUCCAACGUCAUCACUCCCUUCGGCGGGGCGUCGUCCUCCUUCUCCGCAGUUGCCGUGAGCAACCCCUUUCCAGGUGUUGUCACAGGUGGUGUGACAUUCUUUGUGGCCUUAUACGACUAUGAAGCCAGGACGUCAGAUGACCUUUCAUUUAAGAAGGGCGACCGCUUUCAGAUCAUCAACAACACAGAGGGUGACUGGUGGGAGGCGCGUUCUAUCAACACGGGGAAGAAGGGCUACAUUCCCAGCAAUUACGUGGCUCCGGCCGAUUCCAUCCAGGCGGAAGAAUGGUACUUUGGGAAGAUGGGCCGCAAAGACGCCGAGAGACUGCUCCUAGUCCCUGGGAACCAGCGAGGCACUUUCCUGGCGAGAGAGAGCGAGACGACUAAAGGAGCGUUCUCCCUGUCCAUACGGGAUUGGGACGAGGUGAAGGGAGACAAUGUGAAACACUACAAGAUCCGCAAGCUGGACAACGGAGGCUACUACAUCACUACCAGAGCCCAGUUCGACACACUACAGAAACUCGUGAAGCAUUAUACUGAGCAUGCCGAUGGCCUGUGCCACAGGCUGACGACGGUGUGUCCGACAGUGAAGCCCCAGACCCAGGGCCUGGCCAGGGAUGCCUGGGAGAUCCCGCGGGAGUCCUUGCGGCUGGAGGUCAAGCUGGGACAGGGCUGCUUCGGAGAGGUGUGGAUGGGCACCUGGAACGGCACGACCAAGGUGGCCAUUAAGACCCUGAAGCCGGGCACCAUGUCCCCGGAGGCCUUCCUGCAGGAGGCCCAGAUCAUGAAGAAGCUGCGCCACGACAAGCUGGUGCCCCUCUACGCCGUGGUGUCCGAGGAGCCCAUCUACAUCGUCACCGAGUACAUGGGCAAAGGGAGUCUGCUGGACUUCUUGAAGGAAGGAGAGGGCAAAUAUCUCAAGCUGCCUCAGCUGGUGGACUUGGCCGCACAGAUUGCAGACGGCAUGGCUUUCAUCGAGAGGAUGAACUACAUCCACAGAGACCUGCGGGCAGCUAAUAUUCUCGUCGGGGACAACCUCGUGUGCAAGAUCGCUGACUUCGGCCUGGCCAGACUGAUCGAAGACAACGAAUACACAGCCAGACAAGGAGCCAAGUUCCCCAUCAAGUGGACGGCCCCCGAGGCCGCCCUGUACGGCCGCUUCACCAUCAAGUCAGACGUCUGGUCCUUUGGCAUCCUGCUGACGGAGCUGGUGACCAAGGGCAGAGUGCCAUACCCAGGCAUGGUGAACCGGGAGGUGCUGGAGCAGGUGGAGCGAGGCUACCGGAUGCCGUGCCCGCAGGGCUGCCCCGAGUCCCUGCACGAGAUGAUGCGCAACUGCUGGAAGAAGGACGCGGACGAGCGGCCCACCUUCGACUACCUCCAGUCCUUCCUGGAGGACUACUUCACGGCCACGGAGCCGCAGUACCAGCCCGGGGACAACCUGUAAGAGUGUCCAGCGCAGGGGUCACCACCAACACCCCCCCCCCCCACCCCGAGCAUGGAGGAGAGAGCGGCUUGGUGCAGUGCUGCCAGGCCCCCCCCCCACACCCCCCCUUGUUUAUAGAGACAAGUAGCGUGAGCCAGGGUCCCAAACCACUGAGACGCUGUGGUACAUUUCCUCCUUCAGAGGCACCCCCCCUCCCGCCCCCCAAUCCCCACCAACUUAACCUGUCCUUGAAUUUUGGGAGAUUUCUUUUGUUUCAUUUCAUUUCGUUUUUGUUUUUGUUUUUGUUUCAUGUGGAUAAAAUCAUUGUCAGGGGUGUCCUUGUACUUUGAACUUGUACCCUUAGUACAGUUAGGGUCUGUUGCACCUGACCAUUCAUUUCAUUGGAGCUUUAGAGGGAGUAAAAGAUGUUUUGUAGAGAGCAAGCUCUGUGUUCGAUACCUUUUGAUCAGCUAACUCUGUCCCAUGUCAUACUUAGCAGCACAUUGUGUGGUUAUCAACAUUAGUCUGCUGGAGACAGGGUGUGGGGUUCUGAAACAAAAAAGCAAUGGCUGGUUCACAAUUGCACAAAAGUACACUUACUUUUUAUGAAACUUUAUUUCUUACUUCAUAGAAAUUUUAUUUCAGUUUCUAUUUUUUUUUGUAUUUUCUUCUCCACAACAGUAAAAUCUUCUUUUUUUUAAUUAAUGAACAAGAUGACAGAUCGAGGUUAAUAUCAGUGUCAUGUAGUCAUUUCAGUUGAUUUGAUUAUUUUCUCCCUUUCUCUUCUGUUUAGUUUCAAUAGUGAGUUUUAUCAAGUGACCAAUAACUGUGGUAGAUCAUGGGAGAUCAUGUCCUUGCGACUGGUGCGUGAAAUAAUAUGUGUGAGAGGGACAAAGAUGAAGUGUUGAAUGAAUCAAGGAACAAGUGAGGACAGUAGCCAUUUGAAUGUAUUCUGAAUAAACUGUGGGAAGUGGGUUUUUGAGAGCAUAUGCAUUUGAUUUUUAAAAGGGUGAUCAAUGGGGUAGAGGUGCAGAGAUUUAGUGUUGUGUGUCUGUAUGUGUUUGCUUUUUCUACACUGGUGGCAAAUCAUGAGUGGAUUUUUAAGAAAAAAAAGUUGUAGUACUUUUUCUUUCUCAGAUUUAAAAAAAAGAAUAUUCAUGAAUUUUAUGACAACUUGAAUCAUAUCUCAUAUAAAAGGUGUUGAAGGGCUGUGCAGGAAAUUUGUUUUAAAAUUUUUACAUUUGUUGACCUUUUGUUUUGGUAGAAUUGUAUUCUGCAGCUAUUAUCUUCAGUUACAUGUAACUGACUGAUUCUAAAUUUGUUGUUAAUUUACAUGAUUGGCCAAUGAGGAGACAGCAGUAUAGUAGGAGGAUGCCAACACAUUGAAAGUAUCCUGGUCCGUAUGCAUUUCGCUGCAUCUUUCUAGUAUGUUACUGGCUCUGUACUUACCAGUCGCCCAAUGCCUCCUUUACCUCCAUUUGUGUCAUCGCUGAGAGUGUGGUCAUGGGCUUGUCGGACACACUCAUUUUUUUUUUUAAACAAAUGUUUUAAAGGCGUCCAUAAACAGUGUUUUCAAUGUAAUUUGCCAAAAGUCAAUUUAAAUGUGGUUCCUCUGGUCCCAUCUCAAAAUGAUGAGACAUAUCCAGCCAGAGGUCACCCGUCAGUGUUCAUAAGAGAGCGGGCGUUGCCCACAUGCCCAGUGCUGUUGCCCAGCCUGGUAGCUUUACCCUCCGCUCAUCUUAGCUGCAGCCACAAAACAUGUGCACUCCCACUUCAAGUUGGUCUGUUGUCACCUAGGACAUUUCAGUUGGGCUUAUUGCUCAUCAACAAGCACAGACAUCAUGGUAGAAACAUUCUCAACCAUUAGGUGGACCCUGUCCACUCACAUUCCACCCUGAUUUCAUUGCCAUCGUCAGCAAAGUAAAACUGUCUGCAACAUGUAGAGUAUGCCUACCACCAGGCAUGUUUUCAUGAUGUUUUCAACAUAGCUUACAGCUUAGUUACUGCUUUUAGGAACACAAAUGGCUUGUCCAUUGUGAGAUCUCAUCUGUGACUAGAUUGCAAGAGGGUUAUAAGAAAGUGUUGGAAUUUGCCUUGUCACAUUGUUGCAGAGCUGUGAAAUGGCUUCCCCAGUGUGAAAUGUACUCCUUGUUUUUGUGUAAUGCUGUGGUAUGUUUUCAAGGUGGAUGAGUCAAGUCACAUCUUGCAUUCAGCUCCUGUGUCUGUGCACUGUACGUAUUGUUGAAGGUGGAGUGGUAUGAGGUGGAUUGCCGGGAGGAACAAAGACGGAUUUUCUGUGGGUUCUUACUACCUGUACCUGGAACAUGUGUUGUGCUGUAGUCUACCUAGACAGAGCCUGUGAUGCCUAUGGGAGAUGCUCUGGGCAAGUCUCACCAUUCUGGUCAAAAUAACCCAAUUUUCCACUUUUCCUACUGAGGGAGGAUUUGAUUUUUUUUUUAUUUUUAUUUUUUUGUCUGACUGUACUGUGACACUUUAGUCUUCAGGGAGGGCUGCAAUGUCAUCUUCGUAGAGAUCCAUAUAUCAGCCCUCUUUGUUCUACUACCAUCCAUGUUUCCCAGACAUAAUCCCAUUUUCAAAAGGGCUACGGUGUUAAAUUCUUUGUUUUUUAGAGCUCUCAAAAGAACGGAAUGGAAGGUGCUGGAAUACAGAGCCCUGGGAGUCGAGCUUGGAGAGUAAGAUGGCUACACUUACUAAUCUGAAGAAAUUGUACAGUGACAAAUAAUAAACUUUUAUGUAAUGCUUUUACCUGC
Molecule: messenger RNA, 4867 nt
Organism: Sardina pilchardus (European sardine)
Lineage: Eukaryota; Metazoa; Chordata; Actinopteri; Clupeiformes; Clupeidae
Gene: yes1
Product: YES proto-oncogene 1, Src family tyrosine kinase
Exons: 12
Coding region: 468-2117 (549 amino acids)
Biological process (GO): cell differentiation; protein phosphorylation; innate immune response
Cellular component (GO): extrinsic component of cytoplasmic side of plasma membrane
Molecular function (GO): ATP binding; non-membrane spanning protein tyrosine kinase activity; signaling receptor binding
Source: RefSeq, a predicted model, not a curated record